CUUCCUUGGUUGUUUCUUUUACCAAUCGAAAGCUUUACUAUCUCGCAAACGGAUAAAGUUCAAUUAUUACACAAUAAACGAACUAACCAGUUAACCCAAAAUUCACUUAAUUCAUCAUCACAAAGACGUAAAAAUGAGCUCUGGUUAUUGUUGACCAGGGGGCACUUAUUACCUUUCAUAUGUUAAUGUAAAUGUAACAACAAUACAACAUUGAGGAGACAACGGGCAUUUCUUUACUAUUUGGUUUAUAUUCAAUUAAUUGAAUGUUUUUCUUUGUCAACAAUACAUAUCGACACUGGACUCUGGUCAUUGCUGGUCUCCUCUUUUGCCUCUAUUUUAUCAUCAAACCAGCUGAUACACCAGUCCGAGUCUCACUCUCACCAGAAUCUCCAGCAUUCAGUCCUGCCGUCCAACCGAUUAUCCUCCUGUGGACACCUGCCUUCGAUAGUGAUUCAUGGUGGGGAGCUACGAGUUUACCGUUAGGUUGUGAUUGUGUUGUCACUCGGAAUCGAAGUUUCUUGGCUCAAGCGAAAGUUGUAAUUUUCUACUGGCGGAACACUAAUCUCAAAGAUUUGCCUAAAUAUAAAUUUGAAGGUCAAACGUGGAUCUGGCAUCAUAUGGAAUCUCCAAUGAACACUUAUAGACGAUCUAGUUUAACCGCUUUCUCUAAUUACAUUGAUUGUUGGUCCAGUUAUCGAGCUGAUUCAGAUUUUCCAACUCCAUAUGGAACCAUUACCAAAAAUCAAUCUCAUGAAUCUCACAAAUCAGUUAGUGUUCCCUUUUCAAAGAAAAGUCGUAAUGUGGCCUGGAUGGUUUCCAAUUGUGGAGCUUCAUCGGGAAGAGAUGAAUAUGCUAAAGAGUUAGCUCGUUACAUUGAUGUUGACAUUUAUGGUGCUUGUGGUUCAUUUAAAUGUCCAAGUUCAAAAGGAUCAUAUUGUUACGAAUAUUUUGAGAAAAAGUAUCGAUACUAUCUGUCUUUCGAGAAUUCAAUUUGUUCCGAUUAUUAUACCGAGAAGAUAAUCAAUCUUCUUAAUUACACAGUCAUUCCCAUUGUUCUCGGUGGAGCCAAUUAUUCAUCAGUUUUACCAAAUCAUUCGUAUAUCGAUGCUCUUUCAUUUAAAUCACCUCGAUACUUGGCGAUGUUAUUACUGAGUUUAUCUGCCGACGAGAAAAGAUACAAUUCAUAUUUCGAGUGGAAAUCUCGCUAUACGAUCGACAAUAACGAUUAUCGGAUAGUUCUUUGCCAAAUAUGCUCCAGAUUGAAACAAUCAACCCAAAGUGGAUUUUCAUUUUCAUCAUCAACCAAAGAUCACCAUCAAUUAAGACGAUCAAAUGUAUUAUGUAACCGUCGACAUAAAGAUCUGGUUAGUUGGUGGUUCAAUGAAGGAUCAUGUAAAUCAUGGACUCCGAUAAAUUGAUUCAAAUUCUGGUCAUAGUCAUGCGAUUGAACUUGAAUUCACAAAGAAAAAGAUUUUCAGAAAACAGGGAGUUACGAGCUUUUCUGAUAGGAAAUACAUCGAGGAGAUUUAGAUUGUAACAAUCAAUUGGUCAUGGAUAUUUUUCAAUUAAUCUUUGGUUUCUUCUUCAUCUUCGUCCUCUUUAUUGUUCCCUGACUGUUUUGAUUUACCGGUCGCCUUGAUUUCCAAUGAUUGUGUACAUUUAUCAAGCCGAUUCAAUGUUGUCUUUCGAGCGCUUCUCACAUCUUCCCGUCCAUUUGAAUCGAUAUUAUCCAAUUUCAACAUGCACCUUGUUAGCAUUUCAUCCAGGUAUCUAUACUCUUUACCUUGAUAUUCUCCGUCAAACUUUUCCACCUCAGAUUCCAGUUGAUCGGCCUCACCAUCAAUCUCAGCGACCAUUUCCAGAGGAUCUUUUUUCAACCUCUUAACGUUGUUUACAUUUAAAGGAAGAGGAAAAGAAAGAAAAACUUGUAAUUAAAGAUCUUUAGUUUUGUUAAUUGUCUUUUUGUUUAAUAAUAAAUUAUAAUAAUGCAUUAAUUUUGCUUUUCCCUUAUCUUAAGAAAAAUUAACCGAAUCUCAAAUAUUAAUCGAAUAUUCGCCUUCUAAUCGCCGAGAGUUUUGAUCUGUUUUCUCGAGUCCACUUAAUCUAUAAGAUUAUCAAGUAAUCUCUUCAUUUUUUGGACCCAUAAUAAAGUCGAAGUCUAUUCUCUCUCUCUCUCUCUACUUUGUUUGUUUCUUUUUCCAGUCGAAAGCUUUACUAUCUCGCAAAUGGAUGAAGUUCAAUUAUUACACAAUAAACGAACUAACCAGUUAACCCAAAAUUCACUUAAUUCAUCACAAAGACGUAAAAAAUGGUUUAAACCAACAAACACCCUCUCAACUUGCCGCCUAUUCAACAUCAUUACUUUCACCUGCAAUUACAACCCGAAAUGUUGAAUCAAUCGGCUGAUAGAAAGUCAACUCAUCGAAAACAAUCGAUCUUUUCUGGGAAAGAUCGAUUUUUUGUUCUAUCGAAUGAUAAUCGAAAUGUUUUCAUCUGUUUCUCUAUAGAAAAGAAAAUUUUUGAAAAUUCAACCUUUAGAUUGGUGUUUAUUUUUUCCUAAUUAAUUAGUUGAUUGAUUUCUAGUUAAUUUAAUUAUCCUCUGGUCAUUUGGAUUUCUUAUUGGAGGUUAUUGUGAACCCGAUUCUUCAUUAAUCUUUCACAAGUUUGUGCUCUCAUUUUUUGGUGAAUAUUUUCAUUUAAUUCUAUCAUCAUGGUUAAAAUCACUGGUCCCAUUGUUGAUACACCAUCGGUUGUAUUUAAUGGAAAAGUUUACAAGAAGCAACUUGUUAAUUACAACAAGUUUAGUUUCCUUGAUUUUGAUUGGAGAGGCUUAGCCAGAUCUAAUUGGUAUAUGCGUUAUGUUUUCAUCUCUACGGUCUUUGUUGGACUUCCCUUGCAAUAUUAUUUCCAUCGAUUAGUGAACUCACCCGAAAAUAAGGCUUAUUGGGUCGCUAAACGUAAAGCCGAUCAUGAGAAAGAGCAGAAAAAAGAAUGGGAUGUCUAAUUUUGUUCACUUCUCAAGAGACAUUUAUCCGAUUUACCUGUUAACCAGAUUUAUCCCCAUUGUUCAUCAUCAAGGAAGAAAAUUGUAAUUCAAACUAAUGAAUUUUUAGAUCGUCUUGAGAAAAUUUAGAUUAAAACAACUAUAAAGUUGAAGUGAAUUACGUAUUUAA
Messenger RNA from Panonychus citri (citrus red mite), 3173 nucleotides. Its product is annotated as glycoprotein 3-alpha-L-fucosyltransferase A-like. NCBI's taxonomy places the organism in Eukaryota, Metazoa, Arthropoda, Arachnida, Trombidiformes, Tetranychidae. The record is from RefSeq and is a predicted model, not a curated record. Gene Ontology annotation, cellular component: membrane. Gene Ontology annotation, molecular function: alpha-(1->3)-fucosyltransferase activity.